AUGGGGCAAACCCUUUCUGAGCCUGUGACAGAGAAGCAGUCAGCAACAUGUCAAGAUUCACGGUUCUUGGUCGGAUCAUCAUGCAUGCAAGGCUGGCGAGUGUCCAUGGAUGACUCACACACACAUAUACUGUCACUACCUGAUGAUCCGGGCACUGCAUUUUUUGCAGUCUACGAUGGUCAUGGAGGUUCAAACAUAGCAGAACAUGCUGGGAAACAUUUACAUAAGUAUAUAACAGCACGACCCGAGUACCACCUUGGUAACAUUGAAGAGGCAUUGAAACAGGGUUUUCUAGACCUAGAUCGAGCUAUGCUUGAAGAAGAUAUGUUGCAAGAAAAGGUUGCAGGCAGUACAGCAGUGGUGGUGCUUAUCAAGGACAACACAUUGUACUGCGCUAAUGUAGGCGACUCCAGAGCCGUGGCUAGUGUCAGGGGUGUGGUGGAGACACUGUCAUAUGACCACAAGCCCAACAACGAAGAGGAGCUACGUAGGAUCAUAGCUGGUGGUGGUUGGGUCCAGUUGAAUCGCGUGAAUGGUAAUCUCGCAUUGUCUCGAGCCUUGGGAGACUACGUGUUCAAGAGGAAUUAUAGAUUAUCUCCUCAAGAGCAGAUUGUUACUGCUUAUCCCGACGUGCAAGUGCGUCAUGUAAACGAAGACUGGGAGUUUAUCGUCAUAGCCUGUGACGGUAUCUGGGAAGUUCUCACUAAUGAGGAGGUGAUAUCGUUUUGUCGAGUUCGAUUGCUGAGCGGCUGGGAGCCGGCCGCGGUCUGCGAGGCGUUAAUGCAGCGAUGUUUAGCGCCGAACUGCGCGACGGGCGGCCUCGGCUGCGACAACAUGACCGUGGUCAUUGUCUGUCUGUCGCCGUUCCCGAGGGGGGCGCCACAUUGUCCGUAUCAGUACUUGGACACGUCGCUACAAGCGACACCUGCAAGCUAUUGGAGCUUCACCCCGUCUCGGCGAUUCUCUUAAUGAUACAAUUGCACGAAAUAAAUAUCUAGACUAAACACAAAAUGAUUGUACUAUGUACUUUGACAUAAAAAAAAUCGCCUAAAUGAAAACCAAGAUUUAACUGUACAGACUUAUUUCUUGACUGUGAUAGUUUUUUUUUAAAUAAUUAAUAAUUUAAGGAAAAAGAAAAAAAAAAAUAUAUUGCUACUUCAAAACUCGCAGAGCACACAAUCAAUUGGCGAAAUUUAAUAAAUAAAAAUUAAGUAAUACAAAAAAAUAUAUAAUAAAGAAAACAUGUACACAGUAUAAAUAACAUUUUUGUGUUUAUGUCGCCACCUGCAUGCACAAGCUUAAUUUAACAUUUUUGUUUCUGUACUGUGAUUGUUUGUUAUUGUCGUUUGGUUGCUUUGUGGAAUAUAUUAUAUAAGAAAAUCAUAUCGACGAUCCCCAAGAAUGAAGUCGCAUCUGCAAAAUUUAUGAUUUACUUACUACAUGGAGCUUGGAAGUUCGUUAUGAAAAGCAUGUUUUAAGAAUUUUGUUUUAAAUUUAAAGUCAAAUUUGAGAUUAAUUUAAUCGAUAUAACUACACAAAGUAUAGACGCAAUGUUUUCAUAUUUUUCUAUGUUCAUGCUGCAGAUUGAUCGCACAGAUACAAACAUUAAAUUUUGAAUCUUUUUCUUCAAAUGAUACUGUUAUUAAAAUGGAUUGUAAAUUGAAUAGACAAAGAACCCGUCCAGCUCCUAAAUUGUUUUAUUCAUUUUAUUCAAAUAAUUAAAAUAGUUUUUGGUUAAUUUUAUCAAAUCCAUAGUUCUUGGGUACCGUUGACCUAUUUUUUAAGGUAAAUAAAAUACAGACAUUAAUUUUUAUAACUAUUAAAAUUAUCUGUUAUAGAAUAAUAAAAUUAAGCCGGUGAUGGCAACAUACAUUAUUAGAAUCAACAAUAAUUUAUAAAAAGAUAGUGGGUUCGUAAUUUCAUGACAUUAUUUUUGGGUGUUUAUACAUUUUUAAUAGUACAUUAAGAUUUUUAUUUGAAACUUUGUAAGACUGAGGAGUGCCAUGGGAAUGACGGUGUUGCCAUUACGAAAUAUUAAACAAAAUAAGUACUCACCAUGAUUCCAUUGUGUCGUAUUAAUGAUAUAAAAAAAAUGAAGUUGUGCUAUUCACAAAACGGUACUAGUGCAUGUUACUAUUUCCAUUGCAUGAUGUAUAACACUUUUAACUUGCUAACUGUUUUUUUCGACACGCAAACUACAUCCAACAAAUGAGGAAAUUUAAGGUGAAAUAUCCAACAUGAUAUUUCAAAUUAAGUAUUCCAAAUUCAAGCCGACAUUCGUAGGAAUUAAUAAUGACUUAAAAACAGUCUACUUCUUAUAAGAUCGACUAUAGCAAAACCUCAACCCUUUGCUUCUGUUGCCGAAAAAUAAAGAAUUUAUUAGCUAAAUAUUGCUGUGAUCUCAACUCUUUAUACUAAUGUGAAUGUUACUGAAUAGAAAAUUUCUUGAGUUUAAUUUCAGAAACUAUUACUAGUGUCUCGUUGAUUUGUUAAAAUGUAAUGCAAUUUAAAAUUAUUUUCAAUUAUUACUCGUACAAUCUGAAAUGAUAUAAUAACAAAAACAUGCAGACAUUAUAUCAAGAGCACACGUUAUGAAGCCAAACUGUUCUACCUGAUUUCGCCACGAAACAACCAGGUGUUUUGGUUUGAAGGUUAAGACAUCCAACAGUUGUGUAAAUAGUAUUGAGAUUUCAAUGCUAAGUAAGCUAAAUCGUCAGCGGGUACAAGAACGUGGACUUACUUUACACGUUGAACGCCAUGCGGCCCACCGGUGGACCUAGCGUACUAUGCCAUUCGGGCCAAGCUAAAAUUAGGGAAUCGGUAAUUUUUAUCAACUUGAGAUUCUUUUCUAAAAUAAAAAAAAUGCGAUAAUUUGCACGGAAGAUAAAAAUUCGCGACUUUUGCCGUCUAAUUUUUAAGAUAUUUUAAAAGGUCUUUAAAUCUUGAUAAUAAUUAGAAAUUUCUGUUGGAUUUGAAAACUAAAGCUUUUGAUUCGGCUAAAGGGCCACGCGGCUCACCUCCAUACGCGAUUUGUUUGAUAGCUAUAAUCUGUGGUUUAUAAUAGGAAGUGUUUACGUUGGAAUCCUCACGCGGCUCACGGGUGACCCUCGUGGCCCGAAGGAUUCAGUAAGGUAAGGCUCACCGGUGAACACCGUGGCCUGAAUGAAAUUACUCGAUUUUUCAUGUGGCGUUCAACGUGUUAAAAAUACGCACUUAAAAAUUAUACUUAUUUGCGGUAAUUGAAUUAUUCACCUACCUACUCAACAUUAACAAAAUUUAUGUUUUUAUUCAUUAAACAUUUACUCUUCAACACUAAUUAUAUAAAUAUAGCCUCAAGUCUGUAAUAAAAAUAUAAUGUAAGUUAUUCACUUCACAUGUUAAAUACACACUACAUAAUUUGUUUUCCCAAGCGCGCCAAAAUAAAUAUAACCUAAAAGAUAAAAUUAAAGUUUUUUUUAGGAAUGGAAUAACGACUUUAGUGAUUCAAUUACUUUAAUAAUAACAUUUCAGUUAUUUUGUGUAAAGUUAUAUUCAGUUAAACAUCGUGAACCGAUUAAUGUUUGCAUGUUUUUGUUUUAAUGCACUAUAAAACUAUAAAAAUAAAGUUUAC
Bombyx mandarina (wild silkworm) is the source of this 3610-nucleotide messenger RNA. RefSeq names its product putative protein phosphatase 2C T23F11.1. Lineage: Eukaryota; Metazoa; Arthropoda; Insecta; Lepidoptera; Bombycidae. Gene Ontology annotation, biological process: protein dephosphorylation. Gene Ontology annotation, molecular function: protein serine/threonine phosphatase activity; cation binding. The record is from RefSeq and is a predicted model, not a curated record.